This is a messenger RNA of Macadamia integrifolia, 2150 nucleotides long. Its product is annotated as LRR receptor-like serine/threonine-protein kinase GSO1. The transcript has 2 exons. The coding region runs from base 219 to 2150 and encodes 643 amino acids. Gene Ontology annotation, molecular function: receptor serine/threonine kinase binding. NCBI's taxonomy places the organism in Eukaryota, Viridiplantae, Streptophyta, Magnoliopsida, Proteales, Proteaceae. The record is from RefSeq and is a predicted model, not a curated record.
UUUUUCUGCAAGUCCAGUCUACUGUGUUUUUCUUCCUAGUCAAAACACACCCAUUCCAAGUUUCCCACCAUUAACACACCAUCCAAGUAUCCAACUCCCCUUCAAAAUCCCAAUUCCCCCUUCUCUGUUUUCUCUGCUCCUUAACUCUUUAAGCCUUCCCCUGUCCUUCUGUUACUCCCUUCAAAAACGUGGAGUAGGAGAAGCUCAUCCAAGCGAAUAUGGUCAGGUAUGCGCAUGUCUCACCACUUCUCUGCUUCUUCUUCUCCUUUACUUUCAUUCUUUUGUUCUUCAUUCCUGUGGUACUGUCUCAACUCCCUCAAACCCAGAAGGACGCCAUGAAAAAGCUCUCUACUUAUCUUAACGAAAGUAACUCAAAUCCAUGUUCAUGGAAAGGAGUCACUUGCAGCGACAACGGUCGAUCCAUCAUCCGUCUCUCUUUUCCCUCUUCGAGACUCUCUCAGUCUGAUUUUCUUACUGAUUUGUGCCAAAUUGAUACUUUAGAGUACCUUGAUUUCUCCAUAAAUUCUUUGACAACCAUCCCUAGUGAUUUCAUCAGAGACUGUAGACGGAUUAAUGGGCUCAAUCACUUGAAUUUCAGUCAGAACAGAUUGUCUGGUCCUUUGCCUAAUUUUAGUGGUUUUGGUGGGUUACAGUACUUGGACUUGUCCUAUAAUUCAUUAGCUGGAAGUAUUGAUUCUCAAUUAAAUGGGCCAGUUGGAAUCAGAAGCUUGAAUCUUAGCUUCAACCAGUUCAAUGGUUCAAUCCCUACCCAACUUGGUAAAGCCAUGGUUUUGGAAGAGUUGCAGCUCAAGAACAACCAUUUUAGAGGUCAAAUCCCUGAAGAGCUUAUGAAUUACAAAUCUCUAGCUCUGAUUGAUCUCAGUAGUAAUAUACUUUCUGGGCCUGUUUCCGAUAGGAUAGGACAACUCUCCAAGUUGAAGAUCCUUAUUCUGUCAGCCAAUCAUCUUAGUGGAGGAAUUCCUGAGAGUCUUUCAAGUAUUAAGACACUCUCUCGGUUUGCUGCUUAUCAGAAUAGCUUUUCUGGCAUAAUUCCUUCUGGGAUUUCAAGAUAUCUGGGGAUUUUGGACCUUAGUUACAACAAGUUAAGCGGUUCAAUCCCAUCAGACCUUCUGUCAUCAUCAACUUUGCAGUCUAUUGAUCUGUCUUAUAAUUCAUUGGAAGGGCCGAUUCCUUCCAACUUUUCGCAGAGCUUGAUUAGGUUAAGACUUGGGUUCAAUUCUCUUAAUGGUACAAUCACUUCUCUGGCCAAUGAAACGCUUUCAAAUUUGACUUAUCUCGAGCUCAAUAACAAUAGAUUCACCGGGUCUGUUCCUCCACAAGUAGGAACCUUUCAGAGUUUAGCUCUGUUGAAUCUUGCUGAGAAUGAGUUCUAUGGUCCAUUAACGAAAGAGUUGGGAAAUCUUAAUCAACUUCAGGUUAUGAAGCUCCAAUCCAACAGGUUUACAGGAGAAAUUCCUCCACAAUAUUCACAACUACGGAAGCUGUCUAUACUGAAUAUCAGCAGGAAUUCAUUGACCAGCUCGAUCCCUUCUGAAAUAUCCAGCUUAGGGAAUCUCACAAUACUCGAUUUACGUGAUAACAGAUUUGGUGGUUCAAUACCCGAUUCAAUUGGGAACAUGAAGUCGCUGAUAGAACUCCAGCUGGGAAACAACAAAUUGAGUGGGAGGAUUCCUAGUAUGCCUAGUAACUUGCAGAUUGCUCUCAACCUCAGUAGGAACCUCUUUGCUGGGCAUAUCCCAGACACUCUGAGUGGGUUGAAUGCUUUAGAGGUUUUGGAUCUCUCAAACAAUGACUUCACUGGUAAAAUCCCAGAGUUUCUAACUACAAUGCAAAGCCUUACAGUACUGUUGCUUUCCAACAAUCCAUUAUCAGGUACUCGUCCGCGCUUCAACCAACCAGGGAUUGUCAUUGAUACCAGUGGAACUAACGUCGUAAAAAUAAACACUACGACAUCUGGUGCAACUCCUACUUCAUCAAAGAAGAGAAAUUCAGUUUUGGUGUCAGUUGUAGUUGCAGUUGCUGCUGUAGUUGCUUUACUGAUAACUGAAAAUGUGUAUGUCUUCUGUGAGAGUGCAAAUCUGAGUUCCAUAGAGUCAGAGAUGCAUAAACCAUUAUAUCUGAGAAAAUGA